AUUUUUUGUAGGCAAUCAAGGUAGACAUGGCGUGUGCAGUUAUUGACCCAAGAAUGAUGGAUCUGGUGUGGACAGAUAGACUUGAGUAUGAAGCACUUCUACACAAGAGACCAAGCUGUACCCAAGCUGAACCAAGUAGUGCUCCCUCUGCUCCAAGUAGUGCCCCAAGUACCAAUGAAGCUGUUACUGCUCCCAAGAAAUCAUCCAAGGAGAGCUCCGUCAAGGCAGAUGGCAAAAGUUUGCUGGCUGAUUUGGAAGCUGCUAGAGGAUUUAUUCGAGCGUCUCUUGAGCAAAAUACCCCAAAGACAACACUUGAAACUCUCCAAGAUAGGGCUACCCGCCUUGAGACUAGCAAUUCUUCAUUAAGAAAGCUGGUUGAAGAUCUUACCAAACAAAUAGAAAAACUUGAAGCCAAGGCCAAAUCUGGAAUCGUAGCACCUGCUGCUGCCCCACCUGCUACUGCAUCUGCUUCCAAACCUACUGCUAAAAAAGAAGAGAGUGAUGAUGACGACUUUGAUUUUGGCGACAGUGAUGACGAGGAAACCAAAGGAGAAUCUGAGAUGCAGAAGAUGAAGCGCCUGGCUGCUGAGAAAAAGGUUGCCGAUGCAGCUGCCAAGAAAGAUGCCAAACCUGCAAGAGUUCUUAAAUCCAAUGUAGUUCUGGAUAUCAAGCCUUGGGAUGACGAAACGGAUCUUGGAGAAAUGGAAAAGCAAGUCAGAUCUAUUGCAAUGCAGGGGCUCGUUUGGGGAGAUUGCAAGCAUGUUGAGAUCGGUUUCGGCAUCAAGAAGCUGAGAAUGAGUACCUGCAUCGUUGAUGAGGAUGUUGGUUUGUAUGACCUCGAAGAGAAAAUCGAAGAGCUCGAAGAUUUCGUCCAAUCUGUCGACAUUGUUUCUCAUAACAAGAUCUAAUCUAUUUAACAUCGUUUGAAAGUCUUUUACAAUUUACACUGUACAUAAACAAUAAACAUGUAAUAUUGUCAAAAAUUAAAGUGUUUGCAAAUUCCAUUUACAGGUUUGUUUCACUUUAGCUGGCUUCCAUCAAUUAUUCCCGUGAUUGCUGUAAUUUAGAACCCCUCGAAAACUAAUAUAGUCAUAGAUAACCUAAAAUGAUCAUCAGCCAAAUUUUAGCACAUAAAAGUAUGAAUGAGUAAUGAUUAUGAUAUUUUGCUGACCAAUUAUUAAAUUGAGGACUGAAACUGAAAUCCAGCUUUUUAUGUUGAAGAUCAUAUCUGAUUAAUCCCUCUUUUUUUAGCAUCAUGCAGCUUUUUGGAGGACUUGAAGGUCGUGUAGAGAAGUUGGAGGCUGAGAACGCACACCUCUUCAAUGUCACCAAUAUCCUUGCUAAACGUCUGGCUGAGCUCGAGAAAUGUCUCGACGGUCAGACUGUUACAGCUGCAGUUCCUGUAGUUGAUAGCAAACCUGCUGCUAAACCUGCUGCCAAGCCUGCCAAGAAAGACGACAGUGAUGAUGACGAUUUUGGUUUUGGCAGUGAUAGUGAAGAAGAUACCCCCAAAGGAGAAUCUGAGAUGCAGAAGAUGAAGCGAUUGGCUGCCGAGAAAAAGGUUGCCGAUGCAGCUGCCAAGAAAGAUGCCAAACCUGCAAGAGUUCUUAAAUCCAAUGUAGUUCUGGAUAUCAAGCCUUGGGAUGACGAAACGGAUCUUGGAGAAAUGGAAAAGCAAGUCAGAUCUAUUGCAAUGCAGGGGCUCGUUUGGGGAGAUUGCAAGCAUGUUGAGAUCGGUUUCGGUAUCAAGAAGCUGAGAAUGAGUACCUGCAUCGUUGAUGAGGAUGUUGGUUUGUAUGACCUCGAAGAGAAAAUCGAAGAGCUCGAAGAUUUCGUCCAAUCUGUCGACAUCGUUUCUCAUAACAAGAUCUAAAUCUGUGUUGAAAGAGAGUUUUAUUGAUGCUCAUUCAAAUUUUUAUUUAUUUCUUUGGAACUUUUAAGAUAAA
Molecule: messenger RNA, 1946 nt
Organism: Bolinopsis microptera
Lineage: Eukaryota; Metazoa; Ctenophora; Tentaculata; Lobata; Bolinopsidae
Product: probable elongation factor 1-beta
Exons: 2
Coding region: 27-908 (293 amino acids)
Biological process (GO): translational elongation
Cellular component (GO): cytosol
Molecular function (GO): guanyl-nucleotide exchange factor activity; translation elongation factor activity
Source: RefSeq, a predicted model, not a curated record